Messenger RNA from Plectropomus leopardus (leopard coralgrouper), 4036 nucleotides. RefSeq names its product endothelin converting enzyme 2a (gene ece2a). The record is from RefSeq and is a predicted model, not a curated record. Gene Ontology annotation, molecular function: S-adenosylmethionine-dependent methyltransferase activity. Lineage: Eukaryota; Metazoa; Chordata; Actinopteri; Perciformes; Serranidae.
UACAUCGGGACUCACUUUAGUGCCUCGUUGAGAUUUCUGCUGUUGUUUACUCGUCUGCAGGGUCUACAGUAGGAUAGUCCUGCUCACGUGUUCUGUCUGUUUGGUGCACUGCAGCUUUAAUGCUGUGGACGCUGGGUGGGGAGAACACGUGGAUUCACAAACCGGCGUUUUGAGGAGCUGCCGGACUUAGCGAGGAAUUGAGAAUAUGGACCUCCCCGAUGACAACUCCAGGUACAAAGACGUUGACUACUGGGAUGAAAGAUACAAGACGGAGCAGUGUUAUGACUGGCUGGGCAGCGUUUCUAAAUUCAAGCACCUUCUGGAAAAACAUGUCCAGAAAGAAGACUCUAUUCUGAUACUUGGUUGUGGGAACAGCAGCAUGAGCGGCGACAUGUACAGUGCCGGCUAUCACUCCAUCACCAACAUAGACUACUCCUCUGUGUGCAUCAGUACAAUGAGCGCCAGGCACAGUGACUGCCCGGGUAUGACCUGGCAUCAGAUGGACAUACGCCAGCUCUCCUUCCCCGAUGCGUCUUUCGAUGUCAUCCUAGAGAAAGCCACGGUGGAUGCCCUCAUGGUGGAAGAGAAGUCACCUUGGAAGCUGUCGCUGCACACUGCCUGUUUCCUGCACCAAGCACUCACAGAGAUUAGCCGCUGCCUGAAGCCUGGAGGACGGUUUGUCUCUGUGACCUUCGCCCAACCCUUCUUCAGGAAACGCCUCUAUGCUCGCACUGAGUACAACUGGUCCAUCAAAAAUUACAGUUAUGGAGAAGGCUUUGAGUAUUUUGUGCUUGUAAUGACCAAAGGAGAAGAGCUUAGCCCAGAGGAUGCAGCUCUGGAGAAAGAGGUACUGGAAGACACAAAAUCACCAGCCACCGAGGUCGCCACAACACAAGAUGAGGAUGAUAUAAAAGAAGACUUCCUGUCUUAUAUUAACGUAAUAUAAUACGUUAAUAUAACGUAUAUUAUACAUUAUAUUUCUAAGAAUUCAAGGAAUUCUUAGGAAUAUAUUAACUCUGACAUUUAUAAGUUAGUUUUAUACUGAGAUAAUGACCUCCGAAAUUUGAACUUUUCCACCCUAACAUACAAACAAAAACUUUUAAACUUUAAAAACUCUAUUGCUCCAAAUUACUUUUUACUGUUAUAACUUUUAAUUUGUUAGAAUAAACCACUAUGUACUUUUUUAUCAUGAUCUAUAUCACAGGUUUUCUACAGCAAAAUUUAAGUUUUGAGACUUUUUAAAUGCCACUCAGAAUUAAAUUUAAUGCCAAACAUGAACCAUUAUCAAUUACUUAAGUUUGGCACCACCUUUACCCAAAUGUUUAUCAUAACAUAAAACUCUGUCUCCCGCCUGAGACAAGGUGAGAACAAAUCAGGGGAAAUACAUGCCGUUAACUGGGGAUUGGGUCACUCUGCAUGUUGGUUUUCACUGCCUUGAUUCCCAUCGUGCCAAGUUUGAAAAACUUUUUCAUAAAUUACAGCGUGCCUCAUACGCUUUGCCUUGUACCUGUUUCAGGCCAUGGAGUUUUCUGUCAGAAAACAACAAUUCAUAGAACCCUACUCUCCAUAUCUUUUCAUUUUUAAGACUUUUCAAAUAUUCAUUUAAGACUUUAUACCAAUUUUGGCCUUACUUUAUAUUAAGAAAAUAAUGCCUUGUAAGAAUUUCUAAAGAUCUGCAGAAACCCAGAUAUCAUUCUCUGUCAUGAAAGGCGAUUUAUAUCGGGUUAAAUAUCCUGUAAAUUCAAAUAAGAACACAGCUUGGCAGUAAUAGUUGCCAGGAUGAAAUUGCCAACCAUUUUCAGAAAUUGGCAACCAAUUUUUGUCUGUACGUAUUCACUUGUACAGACUUUUUACAACAUUUAAAUAGGCAAAAACGUUGUCUAAUCAUGGGGAGAACUGGCCACAUAAAAGAAAUUACCAAUGAAACAAAAGCUAUUAAAUUAAAAAAAAUAAACUAAUAUUUUCAAAGGGAAUGUAGAUUCUGGCACAUGUUGAGUGUAAGGGUUUAGACAAAAACAUCAUGGUUUGAAUUAAAAUAAGUAUGUUUGUAACAUAAUGCAUCACUAGAAUACUAUGCAUCACAUACUAGCACACUGUGUUUUUAACAAAAUAAUUCAGCUUACUUUUGGUUUUACACCUGACUUAAACAGUAGUCUCUCAGGUGAAAGUCCGGAGUUUGUUUGACCCAUCCAGUUUCCCCUCCCACUCACUAUAUGUGUACUUUCUAGCUCCUAAAUACCACAGUAGUGGCUCAGAGUAUCAAAAAUGCUGCUGCCUGCGUCUAAUACUGCUGCUCAAGGAUUGCUCUGCCCAAAGUAUCUGUUGUCAAGAUCUACUGAUCAAUUGCUGGCAGUUUAGGAGUUGAAAACCAGGUUGUGGAACCAUCCUAUAAGCCCAGUGUUUCUGACAACUAGUCAUCUACGUGUAUGAAAAUGCAUAGACUACCCAAACUGACCUUGGCCCGUUCCCCGCCACUUAUCUCUUCAUGUCACAACAGAUACAGAAAAGCUAACCUCCAAAAUACAGGGCACCAUCAAUCAAUCUUUUGCUUGAAGUCUCCUCUUUUAUAGUGUCCCUGUUGUCAAUCAGGUUACCCUUACAUAAACAUAAACAACAUAAACAUUGAUUUCUGUAUAUUCUUAUGUUUUUAUUGUUUAUACAGUCAGUUUAAUUGUGAUUUGCUAUGGGAUGAUCUAUUGUCAUGUUAACCAUGACUCAUGUUUCUGUCUGUCAUAAUUCUCCAAAGCUGCUACUAUCAGCUUCUGUUCCAGCACAGUUCAUAAUGGAAACUUUUAUCUUUUAUAAACCAAUUUCACAUCCCAGUGUCCUUAACUGUUCUGUCUGCCUGUAAAUCAGAAAGAUUCAACAGCCUCUGGCUCUGUGGUGCAGCACAAGACUGCCAGUGUUACGCAAUUUGCAAGACAAACUGGCAUGUCUAGACACGGUACAUAACGGCAGCACCGGCCUGCAUGUAAAGUCGGUGUUAAAGUCUAUUAAUAUGUCAGUCAGAGUCUCCACUUCUGUUGGGGUUGUCUGCGUCCGUCCCAUGUCUGCUUUAGAUUCCAGACAAAAGCUGCUAAUGGAGAUAUGCAGUGUGUUACACACCUGUCAAGAACGCGGUGUGGGCACAUGCACAUACAUAGAAGAAGCCCACCCCUGCGUGUUAUUUGUAGAGGAAACAUGAGACGAUUCUGGUCCUGAGCUCUCUGCUGCUUAAAUUUAGACUUGAAGGAGAGCGAGAGAGCGAGCCAGGCAUGCAGACAGGCAGCGAGGCUGGUGACUGGAGGGGGGACCACAUUGAUAAAGUAGAAAUCAUUUAUUUUUAAUUCUCCACUGAGAUCUAAUUACAGCCUAUUUUUAAGACUUGGAAAAAAAGGUGUGUGAUUUUUCAGAUGGCUCAUCUUUCCUUCUACGAUUUUCUGCCGGAGUAACGUUGUAGUUUGUUUCACUUUUCUUUAGCUAGACCACAAGAUCUACUUAGUAAGUGCUGUAGCUUUUGAUCGUGUCACACAGUCUCCCUUAGCAAUCACACAUUGGUUUAUGGACUCCUGCUUUGAAGCCUAAAGUUUGGCAUUUUGGCCGCAGCAAUCUUGGUUUUCUUGAAUUAGAUGGGACCUGAGGUGACCGCAAUUGGAUGAGAAGUUGGACCUGGGGAGGAGCAAGGGGUCGAUCCGAACAUGGCAUGUCUCCUAGACUAGAUGCCUGCAGAGCUGCAGACCACCGUUCGAGACCAACAAACAGUGCUGAUUGUUUUUAGCAAAUCAUUACUGUGUUUCCAACAGCUCUUCUUGUAUGCUGAGCUUAACUGCCAGUCAGAGGUAUUUCAUUCACAAAUGGGCUUCGCUGUCUCCAAAUUAACAUGUUGAAUCUCCCAAGGAAAAAAAAAAAAGCCACCGAUGGCUGAUGGGGGCCAAUGGUGUGGGACACACUGCCAAAACAAAGUUGACAGACGCCUACUGACAUCCUGACAUCGACCAAUGAAUGACCGUUGGCUCAGUGUGUCAGGGCCCUGAGCACAUCAAGUAUGUAGUUUUGU